Messenger RNA from Sphenostylis stenocarpa, 1089 nucleotides. The record is from the annotation of a GenBank genome assembly. NCBI's taxonomy places the organism in Eukaryota, Viridiplantae, Streptophyta, Magnoliopsida, Fabales, Fabaceae.
AUGAACUUAUGUGAGGAUGAGACAACAAAAGCACUCUAUGCCUUAUAUCAAAUGCCAAUUUCUCAUGUUCAAAGUAAUAUUCAAAGUCAUGGCACUCAAACUGCACUUGGAGUUAGCUCUACUAAUUCUUUACAAUAUGGCCUAAAUCAAAAUAUGCCUAGUUCUGAUAUGUGUGAAAGAGGAAGGAAGAAACUUGUUAUUAAGGAAAAGGCAAUUUCAGGAAUAAAUAAUGACAUGCAUCGGUUCUCAAAUUCAGUGAAGGCUAAUGUUCAGAAAAGUGCUUUAGGACAUGGGCUAACUGGAAAGAAAACUGAGAUAAAACCAAGAGAUUUUGAGAGUGCAGUACCAAAUAUGGAUGCUCAAUGCAGCAUUCCCUCAUCUGUAGUAGGGGAAGUUAAGAGGGAAGCAUUGAGUGUGGGUUCUAGAAUUGUAGCUCAGUAUCAAAAGGGAAGCAUGUCUAAUGAGCAUCCUGUCAAGGUUUCGAGCAAUGGUGAUUUGGUCAAGUCAAUUAUAAAUUAUGCUAAUGUUAGUAAUAAUGAUGCAGCAAAUUGUAGUUUUGGAAAUUUUGUACCUCAUCAGCAACCCACUGUGUCAAGUCCUGUGAGAACCAAUUUUAACCAAACUUUUAUUAACACCCUGAAAGAAGCUACAAAAUUAAAAGAAAGAGUAGAUAAUUAUAAGAACUUUGGGUUUUCCUUUGAAAGCAAUGAGACAUACUUUCAAGCUAGUUUGAAGUUUCUGCAUGGAGCAUCUCUUUUAGAAAAUUGUCACAAUGAAAUUAGCAAGCAUGGGAAAAUGAGUCAAAUGCAAAUUUUUUCAACUGCAGCCAAACUUUUCAAAUGUUGUGCCCAUGAAUAUGAAGCUCGGCAAGAAAUGUUUGUUGCUGCUUUGGCAUAUAAAUUCAUGGAGGUAGCAUACAUGAGAGUGGUUUAUUGUAAAAAUUCUAGUAUUAACAGAGAUCAACAUGAGUUACAAUCAACUCUUCAAAUGGUUUCUCAAGGUGAAUCUCCUUCAUCUUCUGCAUCUGAUGUUGAUAACCUAUACAAUCAGGAAGGAGCAGAUAGGGCUACUUUGCCUAGGGGGUACUAA